Messenger RNA from Penaeus vannamei (Pacific white shrimp), 1474 nucleotides. RefSeq names its product protein AMN1 homolog. Gene Ontology annotation, biological process: SCF-dependent proteasomal ubiquitin-dependent protein catabolic process. Gene Ontology annotation, molecular function: protein binding. The record is from RefSeq and is a predicted model, not a curated record. NCBI's taxonomy places the organism in Eukaryota, Metazoa, Arthropoda, Malacostraca, Decapoda, Penaeidae. Gene Ontology annotation, cellular component: SCF ubiquitin ligase complex.
AGUGGGCGGCGAUGUACACAAACAGUGUCGGUCGGGGAAGGGAGCGACGACGUCUCAGCUGGCAAAUGUAAACAAACCCGAACAAUAACAAAAACAACGUCAUGCGAAAGACAAUCACGCUCAUGACAGCUGACUUGGAGCCGUCCAUGACACCUUACGUUAUCCAGCGCUAAUUUUGCAGAGUAGCUGUGGAAACAGAACUGCGAAGGUCAGAUAUCAGGAAAGAUAAAUUUUAGCCUCAUAGAAUUAGUUUAGAAGAAAGGCUUAUAUAUGAAAGAAAAUUAAUUACAUGGAACUGGAGCCUUAUUGACUGCCUCAUCACUAUGCAGCCGUCAACUCUCGUAGAUCUAUGUCUAGAUGUUACAUGCUCAAUCCCAGCAGAAUAUUAUAUAAGGCUGCCACUGCCCCUAAAGGACAGACUUCUCACAAAGUUCACAAAGAGAGGAAGUUGCACCGACACCAUUCUUUCCUCUCUUCUCCACUCUCACCUUACAAGUUUAGACUUAAGGGACUGCCAGAUUUCAGGCAAAGGGUUAGCAUGUUUGGAUGUUGCCAAGCAUCUCCAGGUAUUGCAUUUGCCACAACCACCAAUAGUCAGUGAUAACCACUUCUCAGAGUACUCACUCAUCAGACUCGGUGAAGGCAAGACCAGGCUGAGAAUCAUCACCCUCAACGGCCUCUCAGGAGUCACGGACCGUGUGGUUGGCUCGUUAGUUGGGGGUUGUCCGUUCCUCCAAGAACUCCACAUUCCUAAUACCACCAUCACCAACCAUGCUCUCACUGCAAUUGCCACCUUGACACACCUUGUCUGUCUCAACAUCGCUAGAACACAGGUGACAGACAUAGGGAUUCAGCACCUUGUAGGAGGAGGAGUGCGGCACAGUCUACAGGAGCUUCGGGUCGACGGAUGUGCUCGGCUCACAGAUGACAGCAUUGAGACUCUCUGCCUUUGUUGCUCUCGUUUAAAUAUCCUUUGUUUCCACCACUGUCCUAGAGUGUCAGAACGAUCCAGAGAAUUACUCGGAGAACUCAUGGCCUGUAAGAUGAAGCAGAUCACAUGGACCGUGUACUAAGCAUCCACCGCCACUAGCUGUCACGCACCACACACACCACAAGAAAUAAACAACUGAAAAAUCAAGGUUGUAUUAUUCAAUGAGAUUACAUGGGCUUGCACUGUAAGCAGCUGCUGUUUAUUGACUACAGAAAGAACAUGAAAUUCAUCAUCAUGAAUAGAUUCAUUUUCAUGAUAUUUAUGUAAGUUGCUCAUGUUAUUGUAUGCUAAUGUAUUUCUCGGUUCUUGCAACUAGGGUGAGGCAAAUAUAUAUGUGUUGCACCUGCGUUAAUGCUCAGAUAUUUACAUUGAUUUCAUAAUCAGAAAUAUAAAGACUAAGGGACUAAUAGACAGAUAUGAAUGACUAUCAGUGUUCUGUGAUUUUUCUAAAAGAGGAUCUAUAAUAAAGACAUAUUUGUUUUA